Messenger RNA from Delphinapterus leucas (beluga whale), 7017 nucleotides. The record is from RefSeq and is a predicted model, not a curated record. NCBI's taxonomy places the organism in Eukaryota, Metazoa, Chordata, Mammalia, Artiodactyla, Monodontidae.
UCUGAUGUAUUUGUGGGGAGGAAGGUGAUCUCCAUGUCUUACUUGUUCACCAUCUUGAAGCUAAUCUUCAUUGGCAUUCUUGACAUAGCUGGUUUUGAGAUGCUUAAUUAUAACAGCAUUGAAGAAAUUUGCAUUAAUUUUACCACUGAAAAUUUACAACAGUUCUUCAGUCAGCACAUGCUGGUUAUGGAGCAAGAGGAAAAGAGGAGAGAAGGCAUUGACUGGGUGUCCAUUGAGUUUGGCCUGGACUUGCAAGCCUGCAAAGAUCUCAUUGAGAAGCCAACGGGCAUCUUUUCCAUCCUUGAAGAGGAAUGUAUGUUUCAUCAGGCUGCAGAUGUGACUUUCAAGACCAAACUUUCUGACAACCAUUUUGGAAAGCCAGUUCAUUUCCAGAAGCCCAAGCCUGACAAUAAGAAGAAAUAUGAAGCUCACUUUGACCUUGUCCAUUGUGCAGGAGUGGUGCCUUAUAACAUCAGUGGCUGGCUUGAAAAGAACAAAGACUUUCUUAAUGAAACAGUGGUGGCUGUAUUUCAGAAGUCGUCCAACAGACUCCUAGCAAAACUCUUUGAAAAUUACAUCACAGCAGAGGGACACACUCUACAGUUUGGGGAGAAGAAAGGCAAGAAAGGAGCUUCAUUCCAAAUGGUUGCAUCUCUGCAUAAAGAAAACCUAAAUAAGUUGAUGACUAACCUGAAAUCAACAGCACCUCAUUUGAGAUGCAUAACUCCCAAUGUGAACAAAAUGUCAGAUGUAAUGGAUGCUUAUUUGGUUCUACAGCAGCUGCGCUGUAAUGGUGUCUUGGAAGGGAUCAGGGUAUGCAGUGAAGGCUUUCCAAACCGACUGCUGUAUGCUGAUUUUAAACAAAGGUACUACAUUCUGAACCAAAGGGCCUUUCCAAAGAGCAAGUUUGUGAGCAGCAGAAAAGCAGCUGAAGAAUUACUUGGCUCCUUGGAGAUAGACCAUACACAGUACCACUUUGGAAUCACUAAGGUGUUUUUAAAAGUCGGCUUUCUGGGCCAACUGAAAGCAAUGAGAGAUGAGAGACCAUCUAAAGUCUUCACAUUGUUCCAAGCCAGGGUAUGGGGAAAAUUGAUGCAAAUCAAAUUCCAGAGGAUUCUGGGAGAGAGGGAUGCACUUCUUUUGAACCAGUGGAACGUAAGAGCUUUCAUGGCUGUGAAGGGCUGGCCGUGGAUGAGGCUCUUCUUCAAGAUCAAGCCUUUUGUUAGAUCUGCUGGAAUGGGAAAGGAGGUAGCUGGACUCAAGGAAGAGUGUGUGCAGCUGCAAAAAGCGCUGGCGAAAUCAGAAUCUCCGAGGGAGGAGCUGAAAGCCAAGCAAAUCUCCCUACACCAGGAAAAGAAUGACUUGCUUCUUCAGCUGCAGGCUGUGACUGAGACCCUGGCAAAUGCUGAAGAGCAGUGCGAGUCGCUGAUUAGAUCCAAGAUCCAGCUGGAGGCCAGCGUCCAGGCGCUGCCUGCGUUGGGGGUUGGGGAGGAAGAAGAGGAGGUAAAUUCCCAGCUGACUGCCGGAGGGCGGAGACUCGAAGAUGAAUGUUCCGCGUCGAAGAAGAAAGAAAUCGAUGACCUGGAGACACUAUUGGCAAAGUCACAGAAGGAGAAGCGUGCUUCAGAGUACAAGGUUAAGAAUCUGACUGAGGAGGUGGAGUCUCUCAGUGAGGACGUCAGCAGACUUCAGCGAGCAGCCAGGGCGCGGGAGGCCUGCCAGCAGACCCUGGAGGACCUGCACGCAGAAGAGGAGAAAACCCUCACCCUGAGCAAAACCAAGCUGACACUAGAGCAGCCAGUGAACGAGCUUGAGGGUGCCCUUGAACAGGAGAGCAAAGCGAGAACGAACUGGGAAAAGGAAAAGUGCAAACUGGAGGGCGAGGUAAAGCUGAACCGGGAAAGCAUGGAGGACCUGGAGAGCAGGCAGCUGCAGCUAGCAGGAAAGCUGAGGAGGAAAGAAUUAGAAAUGAAUCAGAUGAGCUCAAAGGUGGAGAAUGAGAAAGGCCUGGUGGCUCAGCUUCAGAAGAUGGUUAAAGAGCUCCAGGCUCAGAUACAGGUUUUGAAAGACAAACUGGAAGCUUAAAGGACCACUCGAGCCAAGGUAGAAAGGGAGAGAACUGACCUCAGAGAGCUGGAAGACCUGAAUGAGGGGCUGGAGGAGACAGCAGAGGCCAGUUUGGCUCAACUGGAAAUAACUAAAGAACAAGAAACAAAAUUCCAGAAGCUCCGCUGAGACAUGGUAGAGUCCACACUGCACUUUGAGGCAACCUCUGCCUCUUUGAAGAGGCACAGAGACAGCCUGGCUGAGCUGGAGAGCCAGGUAGAAAAUCUACAACAGGUCGAGCAGACACUGGAAAAAGACAAGAGUGACCUGCAGCUCAAAGUGAAUGAUGUCCUGACCCAUGUUGAGCAGAUGACCAGAGCUAAGGGUGAUGCUGAGAACCUCUGUAGUCUGUGAGAGCACUUGAAUGAAGAAAAUGCAAAACUAGAUGAAGUGACUCAGUUGGCAAAUGAUCUGACAGCACAGAAAACAACGCUACGGAGUGAAAAUGGUGAGUUCCUAAAAAGGCUAGAAGAAAAGGAAGCUCUGAUAAACCAACUUUCCAGGGAAAAUAUUACCUUCACUCUGCAGAUUCAAGACCUGAAAUGGCAAUUGGCAGAAGAGACCAAAUUACAGAGCGCCCUGGCCCAGGCCGUGAAGUCGGCCAAGCGUGACUGUGACCUGCUAUGAGAGCAGUACCAGGAAGAACAAGAGGCCAAGGCUGAGCUUCUCUGGGCCCUGUUCAAAGACAAUGCUGAAAUUGUUAAGCGGAGAACCAAGUAUGAAGACGACACCAUCCGGAGCACUGAGGACUUGGAGGAUGCCAAGAAGAAGCUGGCAAUUCGGUCGCAGGAGGCUGCCGAAGCCAUGGGGGUGGCCCAUGCCAGAAGGGCCUCCCUGGAGAGGGCCAGGCUCUGACCGCAGCUCGAGUUCGGGGACACCCUGUUGCAUCGUGGGAAGGCGCACCGUGCGGCCGCUGCGCUGGACCAGCGGCAACAGCACUUCGACCAGUGCCUGGAGGGCUGGAGGCGGGAGCACGAGUAGCCUCAGGCGAUGCCAGACGCCCCGCAGAGGAGGCCGGGGGCCCUCAGCGCCCGGCUCCUCAAGCUCAGGCACACCUACGAGGAGAGCGCCGCGAGUCAGCGGACCCUCCGGAGGGUGAACAAAAACCUGAAGGAAGAGAUUUCUAAUCUGAAAAAUCAGUUGAAAGUAGGAAAGAAGAACUUAAGUGAAAUGGAAAAGGUCAAGAAGUAGAUUGAACAAGAAAAGACUGAAGUCCAAAUGGCAUCGGAAGAGGCCGAGGAAGCUCUGGAACGCAACGAAAGCAAGAUUCUUCGUCUGCAGCUUGAACUCUCAGAAACUAAAGCGGAAAUUGAAAGAAAGCUUUCAGAGAAAGAUGAAGAGAUAGAAAAAUGUAGGAGGAAGCAGCAGUGUGCUAUUGACUCCCUGCAGUCGAGUCUAGAUUCUGAAGUUCGGAGCAGAAUUGAGGCCACUGGGCUGAAGAGGAGCAUGGAAGGGGACCUCACUGAGACGGAACUCCAGCUCAGCCGUGUCAACCGCCAGGUGUCAGAGGCAACCAAAUCCCUGGGCCAGCUUCAGAUCCAGAUCAAGGACCUUCAGGCGCAGCUGGAGGACAGCACAUGCCUGAACAGUGAGCUGAAGCAGCAGAUGGCGGUGGCCGAGCUGUGCAACGCUCUUCUCCAGGCUGAACUCGAGGAGCUGAGGGCCUCGCAUGAGCAGACAGAAUGCAGGCGCAGGCUGGCGGAGGAAGAGCUCCUGAAAGCCACAAAAAAAAUCAAUCUUUUCCACACCCAGAACACGAGUCUCCUCAGCCAGAAGAAGGAACUGGAGGUUGAUGUUGCCAGGAUGCAGAAGGAAGCUGAAGAGGCGAUGCGAGGGUGUCAAAGUGCAGAAGAGAAGGCCAAGAAGCCACCUACUGAGGUAGCAAAUGUGUCAGAAGAACUGAAGAAGGAGCAAGAUACCAAUGCCCGCUUGGGGAGGAUGAGAGAGAACAUGGAGCGGAGAGACUUACAGGAAAGGCUGGAUGACGCUGAGCAGACUGCCGUGAUAGGGAAUAGAAAGCAAAGCCAGAAACUCGAAUCCAGGGUCCGUGAACUGGAUGGUAAACUGGAAAGCGAAGUCCGAGGCAUCGCGGAGGCCCAGUGGGGAGCCCGCAGGUUUGAGCGAUGCAUCAAAGAGCUGACGCACCAGCCUUUCCUCCCUUUUCUUCAGAUGGAGAAGACCAGAGAUUCCAUGGUAGCAGAGGCACAGUCUCGCUCACCACUCUGGGCCCAGCACCUUCCUAGCACAGUGAAGCAGAAGCUAGUCAAUAACUUUCCAAGUAUAAGAAGCAGCAACAUGAGUAGAAUGGAGCUAAGUAAAGGGCAGAGAUAGCCGAAUCUCAAGUUAAUAAGCUCAAGAUUAAAGCAAAAGAGUUUGGAGAAAAGGUUAAUGUGCAGGCUCUGAGCUCCAGGGCCUAGAUUCAUGUGGGUAGAACCGUCAGAAGUCCAGGGAGCAAAGAUGAUUAAAGAAGCACAGAUGCAUCUGCUUGAAAUUCUAAGUGAACUCCUUCUAUUGUGGGCAAGAGGAGAGCCUGAAAUUCCUUCAACUGUCAUAAACCAAAGGAAAAGGUUUUCUCAUAGAACUGUGCAUCAGGUCUGUGGAGCAAAUCGGUGAUGUGGCUAGUGUCUCCCUCAUGGGGUCUUCUAUAGAGGGCGCUGCCUUCGCUGGCAACGCAAGGCGAGCAAAAAAUUGAGUGACCGAGCACACCCUUGCAGUGAAUUACCGGUGUCUGCUUUCUCUCAUGCAGAUAAUUGCCUCAAUUCCCUGCCUCCCUUUGAAGCUAAUGAAGAGUUGGCUAAGUCCUGCUUACGUCUGGAAAGCACUGGGUUUGGUUCUUGGUAUGCGGUGCACUAAUGAAAGUCACAGGAAUCUCACAGAACACGCUGAUAUUCUGUUUUUCGGGUUCAUGAAGAAUGACCAGUCCUUGUUUAUAAAGGACAGAGGCUGGAGAAGUACAAGGAGCUAGAGGUAAAAGCAACAAAAUUGCCGCCAUGACUGCCACCAAUGUUGAAAUUGUUCCGACAACUGUUUCUUGACUUGCUUCAACAAAAAGUCUAUAAGCUGGAAGAAAAGUUACCAGAAAAUAAAAGAAAAUGUAUAGAUGGUGAGUAGAGUAUGUUUACUAAUUUUAUAACUAGCUAUUUCUGCGUUCUGGAUGGGAGACAGAUUUCAUAUUAGUGAAAAAACUCUUCCUAGUGAAAAGACCCAUUAAAGAUAUGAACAGCAGCCCUGUCUGGACCAGAGUUGUUCAUGAGCAUAAAUAAUAACUCCCAACCUCAAUGCGUCUAUUGUGGGGAACCUGCCAAAGCUGUGAUAUUAACCAAUUUGGGGCCUAGUGGGGAUGAGAGUCAGGAGAGAAAAAGUCUGAAAACUUGAGAGACAAUGAGUCUUCUAUGUAUUUUAAGUCUUUAUUGUUUUUUAUUGUAAUAAGAUAAUCAACACACUUUUACAAAGGAAUAAUUAUGACUACAAACUAGCCUCAGCCUAGUGUAUUCCUUGGGGGAUGAAGGGAGGUUGCAGUGUACCCUUGGCUUGGACAAGGCUGGAUCCUAGAGGGACAGAGAUGAGCAGUGCAGAGGGGAUGAGAAGAGUUGAGUAGGAGCCAUGGUCUUGAGUAAAAGGUGACAGGUGACCACCAGGAUAACCAAUAGUGCUUGGAGCUCCUCAGGAAUAACUGGAGGAGCCAGAACUCUUUUCAGCAUCUUGGUUGGAACUAGCAUUGUUAUAAUUGGUAUUAAAGGAAGUGGGGAACUCAGACGCCAGAAACUUGGAGACCUUGAGUAACCAAAGUCAGAACCAGCUAAUCUUAUAAUCCAUGUUCUACCAAAGAGUAAGGAGCAAGCACUAGAGAACAGAGGUCAAAUUCAGGGGGGAAGAUAAUUAUGGCUUUUCUUUAAAAUGAACAGCUCUGUAUAAUGGAUGUCAAUUUUUAUGAAUAUACUUUUACUUAAUGUUUUACAACCAAUAAAACAUUAAUCUCUCCACACAUUUGUCAUCCUGAAAUUCUAUACCCACAUAGAGAAGGAGUAAUUAAGUAGAAAUGUUGACUUCCUAAAGUGUUUUCAUAGGCAUAUUUUUCCUCCUGAAGAAAAUUCUGCAAUGUAUAGCUUCUUACUUUAUCCAUGACCCUCAGUUCCCCCAUCUGUAAAGGGAUUUGUCCAAGAUCACAUAUUGAUUCAGCAGCAAAAUUUAGCAAGAAUUAUUUAAUUUCAUUCAAUUCAGUGCAACCUUUCUAGAGAAGAUCCAGACUCUAGGAAUCAUAAGCCCCGCUAUCUGGGCCUCCUUUUCAAAUACUGCAGUAUUUCCUGGGCAAGGCAGCAAGCAGAAAAUUGCAAUUCAGUACAGAACAGCAAGUUUCCUUGAAAGAGUGUUUCUCCUGUUCCCUGCCCUGAUGGGGUAGUUCCUGCUAUAGACCUCUUUCUGGGGGGAAGUAUGGGCAAACCCUCUUGCAGUCUCAACUGACCGGUAUUUUACUUCAGAAUGAGAGGUUCUGAAAAGCUUUUCUUUGACAGAGAUGGAAUGGUCAUCCUGCUUCACUUUGUGUAAACUGAAAAUUAGACCUCUAAUUAGAAAGAUGGGCCAGAUGUGGUCUUCAGACUGUUUCUUCCUGAUUAUUUUUCUAAACUCCAAAAUGAAUCCAACAUUUAAGAAAAUAGAAUUAAAGCUUAACUGUAUUUUAUGUAAAAGUGACAGUCCUAUUUUGGGGAAAAACAGGAGCUUCAUCUGCAUCUCAGUUUUCAGUACCCUCAAAGUAGCAACUCUGCAAAGGGAGUGUUAUCACUCAGUGUCUUGAAGUUUCUAUCUAUUUGAAGUUGUCCUUGACCCAAGGACAACUCUGUAUUCUUAUCUCCAAAACGCACUACAUAGAAUCUCCAAACCUUCAAAUCUGUUAUUUCUCCUAAUUUUCAUAAC